GCCAGGCUUCUCCACCUCGUCUUCCUCCUAGCUCGCGCCGCGAAACCCUAGCCGGCCACCACCAUGGACGGCUCCACCUCCAAGGGCAAGCGCAAGCGCGGCCGGAAGAGCAAGGCGGCAGAGGACCACCGCUCACCGUCACCCGAUGCCCCCGCCGCCGCCCCCGCCGCGGCGGUCUCCGACAGCCCCGCCCCGGCCGCCGCCGGCCGCCGCGGGCGCAAGUCGCGGCGCCUCGAGGCCGCAGCCGACGCGGACGCCUCGCGCCCGCCCGCGAAGCCCGUGGCGAACGGGGUGGACGCGGAGCUGGGCCCCGCGGGCUGGGAGGAGGCCGGCAGGGCGGUGCCGUCCAUGGACGCGGUCGUCAAGGUCUUCUGCGUGCACACCGAGCCCAACUUCUCGCUGCCGUGGCAGCGCAAGCGCCAGUACAGCUCCAGCAGCAGCGGCUUCGUCAUCGGCGGCCGCCGCGUCCUCACCAACGCGCACUCCGUCGAGCACUUCACCCAGGUCAAGCUCAAGAAGCGCGGCUCCGACACCAAGUACCUCGCCACCGUCCUCGCCAUUGGCACCGAGUGCGACAUUGCGCUGCUAACUGUCAGUGAUGAUGAAUUCUGGGAAGGAGUUUCACCAGUUGAAUUUGGGUCGUUACCAGCACUUCAGGAUGCAGUCACUGUUGUUGGUUAUCCAAUUGGAGGAGAUACAAUAUCAGUGACAAGUGGUGUGGUUUCUAGGAUAGAAGUACUUUCAUAUGUUCAUGGUUCUACCGAACUUUUAGGGCUGCAGAUAGAUGCAGCUAUCAAUUCAGGAAAUUCAGGUGGCCCAGCUUUUAAUGACAGGGGCAUAUGUGUUGGUAUAGCCUUUCAGUCUCUCAAACACGAAGAUGCAGAGAAUAUAGGUUAUGUGAUACCCACCCCAGUUAUCAAACACUUUAUUCAGGACUAUGAAAAAUCUGGGGCAUAUACAGGCUUCCCUAUAAUUGGGAUAGAAUGGCAGAAAAUGGAAAAUCCUGAUCUCCGGAAAGCAAUGGGAAUGAAACCGGAUCAAAAGGGUGUUCGUGUUAGGAGGGUGGAACCUACUGCUCCUGAGUCUGGAUGUCUGCAACCAUCAGAUAUUAUUCUUAGCUUUGAUGGUAUUGACAUUGCCAAUGAUGGUACAGUUCCUUUCAGGCAUGGCGAGCGCAUUGGCUUUAGUUAUCUUGUUUCUCAGAAAUAUACUGGCGACAAAGCCGUCAUUAAAGUCCUGCGCAACUCAAAAGUUCACGAAUUUAAAAUAAAGCUAGCGACCCACAAGCGGCUGAUUGCAGCUCAUGUAAAGGGCAGGCCACCAUCAUAUUACAUUGUUGCAGGCUUUGUUUUUGCAGCUGUCUCCGUUCCGUAUCUUCGUUCGGAGUAUGGGAAAGACUAUGAAUAUGAUGCACCUGUCAAGCUGCUGGUGAAGCAUUUGCAUUCAAUGGCGCAAUCACCUGAUGAACAGCUGGUUGUGGUAUCACAGGUGCUUGUGGCAGAUAUCAAUAUCGGUUAUGAAGAUAUUGUCAACACUCAGGUCCUUGCUGUCAAUGGUCAUCCUGUGAAAAAUUUGAGAGACUUGGUAACAACGGUAGAAAAUUGCAAGGACGAAUUCUUGAAGUUUGAUUUGGAGUAUGACCAGAUUGUUGUCCUUGAGAGAAAAACUGCGAAGGCUGCUACUAAGGACAUUCUAACAACACACUGUAUACCAUCGGCGAUGUCUGAUGACCUUAAGGCCUAAUGGGAGCAAGAUGUCGCCUUUGGCAGUCUGGUGGCCCUGAUCGGGGUCACAUUUUUUUGGCUGAAAUGAUUGGUAACCAGGUAAAGUUUCGAGCCUGCCAGUAGCUUCAUCUACGAGUCCACAGCCCUUCAGGGGUCCUGGAUGUCAAACAGCAGCUGAUGCAUAGAUUCAUUAAAGAGGUCUCAGAGUGAGCGAGUGACACAUCAGCAUAAUCUGGAGUUGGUGUCCAGUAGAGGGUCAUUUUGAAAGCAAUAGUGAUUAAUAAACGCGAGUUUGAUUAUUACAUUAUAUCAGCGAAGAGGAUAUAAAUCAUACUUGAUAGUCUGUAACACCAGUUAUCCUUGCAUACAGCCAGUGUCCAAUUUAUAUAGUGACAUAUUUGCAUC
This is a messenger RNA of Lolium perenne, 2129 nucleotides long. RefSeq names its product protease Do-like 9. Lineage: Eukaryota; Viridiplantae; Streptophyta; Magnoliopsida; Poales; Poaceae. Gene Ontology annotation, biological process: proteolysis. Gene Ontology annotation, molecular function: serine-type endopeptidase activity; protein binding. The record is from RefSeq and is a predicted model, not a curated record.